CCUCCGCGCGGGGGUGUCAGAUCGCGUCAUGCCGGACUCAUGGCGACGGUGCGUGCAUGUCCAUGAGGCGGGAAGCGCGAGCUCCUCACGCGGUUUGAAGUGAUCCCAGACAGCGAAAUCAACGAUGGCUGGCGUUUUCGACAUCGAUCUGGACCAGCCGGAGGAAAAUGUCUCCGAUGAUGAGCUGGAGGAGGCUCAGAUCAAUGACCUCAUGGAUCAGUGCAGUGGCUUUGAGUUUAACAUGGACGACUGUGAGAAGAUUGAGAUAUCAGAGGACAAUGUGAACCAAGGCACUGAGAACAUCCGUCCAGAGUGCUUUGAGCUUCUCCGUGUGUUGGGAAAAGGAGGUUAUGGAAAGGUUUUCCAGGUUCGGAAAGUAUCUGGUGCAGGAUCAGGAAAAAUAUUUGCAAUGAAAGUUUUAAAAAAGGCUAUGAUUGUACGCAACGCCAAGGACACAGCGCAUACUAAAGCAGAGAGGAACAUCUUAGAGGAAGUCAAGCAUCCUUUCAUCGUUGAUCUAAUCUAUGCCUUUCAGACGGGCGGCAAGCUUUACCUCAUCCUUGAAUACCUAAGUGGAGAGAACCGGAAAAAAACCAUUGACAAAAUUCUUAAAUGCAAACUGAACCUCCCACCCUACCUCACACAAGAAGCCAGGGACCUUCUCAAAAGGCCCCCAUUUACAGGAGAGAACCGGAAAAAAACCAUUGACAAAAUUCUUAAAUGCAAACUGAACCUCCCACCCUACCUCACACAAGAAGCCAGGGACCUUCUCAAAAGGCUACUGAAAAGAAAUGCCUCAUCUCGGCUUGGGGCUGGACCUGGAGAUGCAACAGAAGUACAGACUCAUCCCUUCUUCCGACACGUUAAUUGGGACGACCUUCUCGCGCGUAAAGUAGAACCACCAUUCAAGCCUUUCUUGCAAUCUGCUGACGAUGUGAGCCAGUUUGAUUCAAAGUUCACCAGCCAGACUCCCGUUGACAGUCCUGAUGACUCCACACUGAGUGAAAGUGCAAAUCAGGUCUUUUUGGGUUUUACCUAUGUAGCUCCAUCUGUAUUGGAUAAUAUAAAGGAAAAGUUCUCAUUUGAGCCAAAAAUUCGUUCACCUCGCCGGUUUUUGGGAAGCCCUCGCACGCCUGUCAGCCCGGUUAAGUUCUCAGGAGAUUGUUGGCCACGAGGUCCCACUUUGCCCGGAUCCUCCACCCUCCAGUCCCCCACAGAGCUCGCUAUGGAAGUGUCCACCAUGGAUCAGAUGGAGGUCCAGGCUAGUUCCGAGGCCACCGCCCCUCUUCCCAUCAGGCAACCCGCUGGCUCCAACGUGGGUCAGUUUAAGCAGCAGGCCUACCCCGUGAUCUCCAAAAGGCCAGAGCAUCUACGAAUGAACCUUUGACCAAUAGUCCAACUUAGAGUUUUCCUUUGCUUUCUCUAUUUCUUUUAUAUGGACACUUGGGGAGAAGAAAGGUCCCCACCUUCACUACCAUCCGCUAUAUACUGUCCUUCACAUCUGAUAAGCAUGUGUCUUUCACCGAGUUUGAGAAACUGCUACAGUUCCUCACAUCCCAAAACCUCAGAGCGCAGUCUUAGAUGAUUUCUGUCAUUACAUAUCAAAUGGAUUAUCAGGAUCGGGCCUUUUUUUGGAUUAUCAACUUUUUUUACGUGAUUUUACCAUAAAAGGAACAUCAAAUGAACAAAGAAAGAUAAAAAAGACACUAUUUGCAAAUGUGCAGAUGAGUUGAUGAUCCCUGCAAGAUGAUCAAGUGAUUUUGAGGAAUUUCUUCCAGUGGGAUGCUUUGAGUUUUUACAGUAUUUCCGAGGGAAGCUGAAUCGCUUUCCAGCUGUUAAACAAUUGUACAAAUCAUUGUGGAUUGCAGAAUGAGAUGCGUUUGUGGGAGUUUCACUCAGUGGAGGUUCGCAACCUGACUUAAGUCUUACACAUUUUUAAAUGAGUGUAUCCCACAGUGCUGUAUAGAUGAUGGAUAAAUACACGAGCCUCAAUAAAAACAAAUACAGUGA
This is a messenger RNA of Sinocyclocheilus grahami, 2010 nucleotides long. RefSeq names its product ribosomal protein S6 kinase beta-1-like. Gene Ontology annotation, biological process: protein phosphorylation. The record is from RefSeq and is a predicted model, not a curated record. Lineage: Eukaryota; Metazoa; Chordata; Actinopteri; Cypriniformes; Cyprinidae. The coding region runs from base 125 to 1387 and encodes 420 amino acids. The transcript is spliced from 12 exons. Gene Ontology annotation, molecular function: ATP binding; protein serine/threonine kinase activity.